AUGUCGACCGAGCAACAACCCCCGACCAAAAUCGACACCUCCUCCCACCCAGCCCUCCACACAGCGCAGCCGGGCCCGACGUCCCCGCAGCUCGAGAAGGACGCCGCGCGCGCCAUGAGCAGCACCGACAGCUGGAAGCCCAGCCUCGGCGGCCGCAAGCAGAGCUACGCCAAGGAGGACCAGAAGCGCGCACUGCAGAUGAGCGGCGUGAUGGGCGAGGUGCCUUCCGGUCCGGGGUUUACGGAGGGCGCAAAUGGUAGUAGUUGA
Molecule: messenger RNA, 267 nt
Organism: Anthostomella pinea
Lineage: Eukaryota; Fungi; Ascomycota; Sordariomycetes; Xylariales; Xylariaceae
Source: the annotation of a GenBank genome assembly